AUGCGGGUCAGGAUGAUUUCUGCUGCCUCCGUCCUCGUCCUGCUCUUCCUGCCCUCGGAGACCUGCUCGCCCCUGCAGUGGCCCCGGGGUCCAUCCCGCCGCCUCACCCUGGCCCCCCAGGACACCUGGGAGCCCUGGCCGGGAGCCCCGCGACCCCCGGGCCCCACCGCCCACCCUCUGCCCCAAAGACUGUGCCAGCUCCGUGGGGCAGAGCCCACCCCGGCCCCCCGCACCCCGCGGGGGCUGCAAACCGGCAAGAGGCGGGACAGCAAACCCAACUCCCUGGAUCUCACCUUCCACCUCCUGCGCGAGUUCCUGGAGAUGUCCCGGGAAGAGAGACUGGCCCAGAAGGUGCUCAGCAAUAAGCUCUUGCUGCAGAGUAUAGGAAAAUGAGGGAAGGUCCUGGAAGUGGGAGGAAAAAUAAAGGAGACCGACCCUGUAGCGAGGAGCCAUGGCAGAGCAGAGAA
Molecule: messenger RNA, 467 nt
Organism: Apus apus (common swift)
Lineage: Eukaryota; Metazoa; Chordata; Aves; Apodiformes; Apodidae
Product: corticoliberin-like
Exons: 1
Coding region: 1-393 (130 amino acids)
Biological process (GO): negative regulation of epinephrine secretion; negative regulation of glucagon secretion; positive regulation of cortisol secretion
Cellular component (GO): extracellular region
Molecular function (GO): corticotropin-releasing hormone activity
Source: RefSeq, a predicted model, not a curated record